ACAUUCCAAGUUCCCGAGGCUCAACCGAUCAACCAUAUUCCCAUUCAUUCAUAGAUCUACACAAAAAAACACACUCUCACUCUCAAUCUCUGGUAGCAAUGAGCCAAAUCCACUACGAAUGAACCCAAAUGUAAUGUACAUAGAAAUAGAAUUAGGAAUUAGGAAUAGCAAUUGGUCUAGUCCUAGUCCUAUUUGUGUAGAAUUUGAUCUAUCAAUUUGAGAAAAAUUCAGUGACUGCGAUGGAGUUCACUGAAAGCUACAAGCAGACUGGGCCCUGUUGUUUCUCCCCCAAUUCUCGCUUCAUAGCCGUCGCCGUCGAUUAUCGCCUCGUCAUUCGCGACACUCUCUCCUUUAAGGUUGUGCAGUUGUUUUCAUGCUUGGACAAGAUAAGCUACAUCGAAUGGGCAGUUGAUUCUGAAUACAUUCUUUGUGGUCUUUAUAAAAGACCAAUGAUACAAGCAUGGUCAUUGACCCAACCUGAAUGGACAUGUAAGAUAGAUGAAGGUCCUGCUGGUAUUGCCUAUGCUAGGUGGAGUCCAGACAGUCGUCAUAUACUCACAACUUCGGAUUUCCAAUUGCGGUUGACGGUUUGGUCACUUGUCAACACAGCAUGUGUGCAUGUGCAGUGGCCAAAGCAUGGUUCCAAGGGGGUUUCUUUCACCCAAGAUGGCAAAUUUGCUGCCAUUUGCACUAGGCGUGAUUGCAAGGACUAUAUCAAUCUCUUGUCUUGUCAUUCCUGGGAGAUCAUGGGUGUUUUUGCUGUUGACACUUUGGAUUUGGCUGAUAUAGAAUGGUCACCAGAUGAUAGUGCUAUAGUCGUCUGGGAUUCCCCACUUGAAUAUAAGGUUCUAAUUUACUCUCCAGAUGGAAGAUGCCUAUUUAAGUAUCAAGCAUAUGAAAGUGGACUGGGUGUAAAGAGUGUUUCAUGGUCUCCUUGUGGCCAGUUUCUUGCAGUGGGUAGUUAUGACCAGAUGUUGCGGGUAUUAAAUCACCUGACUUGGAAAACUUUUGCUGAAUUUACACACCUAUCUACUGUUCGUGGUCCUUGUUGUGCUGCUCUAUUCAAGGAGGUCGAUGAACCUUUGCAACUUGAUAUGUCCGAGUUAUGUUUGAGUGAUAAUUUUAUACAAAACAAGAAUGAAGAUGCUUCAGAAGGACAUUUUGGAGUCAGAUAUGAGGUUAUGGACUUACCCGUCGCUUUGCCUUUCCAGAAGCCUCCUGCAGACAAACCAAACCCUAAACAAGGAAUUGGUCUUAUGUCAUGGAGUAAUGAUAGCCAGUAUAUCUGUACUCGAAAUGAUAGCAUGCCAACUAUUCUCUGGAUAUGGGACAUUCGCCAUCUUGAAAUUGCUGCAAUCUUAGUGCAUAAAGAUCCUAUUAGAGCAGUUGCUUGGGACCCUACAUGCGCACGUCUUGUUCUUUGCACUGGAAGCUCUCACUUGUACAUGUGGACCCCUUCAGGUGCUUACUGUGUGAAUAUUCCUCUGCCGCAGUUUACCAUAACUGAUCUGAAAUGGAAUUCUGAUGGUAGCUGUCUUCUCCUCAAGGACAAGGAGUCAUUCUGCUGUGCUGCUGUACCUGUACUGCCAGAAUCUAGUGAAUAUAGUUCAGAUGAAUAAAGGUUUUUUUCUUCCUCUUAGACUAGAUGACUUGGGCAUCUUCCAUCAAUUGAGCUGUUCUGAAUUCUCUCUUUUUCUCUCAUUGUAAUGCCUUAUUUUGGAGGGUUUUCCAGUAGUUAUAGUUAGGAACCUAGUGACUGCUGUUAUGAUUUUGGUUUGAAUCUUGGGUUGCUGCAAGCGUAGCUGCAUUUGUUGUAUGUAGUGGGAUGUAUCAGACAGUUUUGAUGUGUUAUUAAAUCAUGUUGUAUGGUGGUUAUUCAGCAUUUUGUCUUGUUUACGUUUUCACUUUUUUAGAGAAA
Messenger RNA from Quercus lobata, 1918 nucleotides. Its product is annotated as Transducin/WD40 repeat-like superfamily protein. The transcript has 6 exons. Gene Ontology annotation, molecular function: protein binding. The record is from RefSeq and is a predicted model, not a curated record. Lineage: Eukaryota; Viridiplantae; Streptophyta; Magnoliopsida; Fagales; Fagaceae. The coding region runs from base 240 to 1619 and encodes 459 amino acids. Gene Ontology annotation, cellular component: MWP complex; microtubule organizing center. Gene Ontology annotation, biological process: microtubule anchoring at mitotic spindle pole body.